Lampris incognitus (smalleye Pacific opah) is the source of this 1952-nucleotide messenger RNA. RefSeq names its product GATA binding protein 1a (gene gata1a). Gene Ontology annotation, cellular component: nucleus. Gene Ontology annotation, biological process: cell fate commitment; negative regulation of transcription by RNA polymerase II; positive regulation of transcription by RNA polymerase II. The coding region runs from base 170 to 1456 and encodes 428 amino acids. Gene Ontology annotation, molecular function: RNA polymerase II cis-regulatory region sequence-specific DNA binding; DNA-binding transcription factor activity, RNA polymerase II-specific; zinc ion binding. The record is from RefSeq and is a predicted model, not a curated record. The transcript has 6 exons. NCBI's taxonomy places the organism in Eukaryota, Metazoa, Chordata, Actinopteri, Lampriformes, Lampridae.
UGUUGGCCUUUAUCUCACGAUCUGUCUGUAUUGGCAUGUCCCAUAAGAUUGUGAUGUCAUCUUUUUUUGUUACUGUUUGGGGCUCGUGUUCGUACCAUUUUUCUUUUGUGUUGAUGUUGAAUUCUUUGAAGAUGUUCCGGUGCAGGUUGUGGUUGUUUUCCCUGUUGGCAUGGAGGAUUCCUCAGAGCAGUCCCACUGGGUGUCUCCGACUCUGAUCAGUGCCGAUCACAUUGGCGGUUUCUCCUCUGAGCCUGCUCUGCUACCACCAGGAGAAGAUGGAGAGGCCUUCUUCUCCAAUUCUGAAACAGACUACACCAGCCUGGCCUCCUUUUUCUCCAGCCCCAGCAGCAGCCGAGCCCCGUCGGCCUACAGACACAGCCAGGUUCGUCAGGUGUACACCUCACCGUCUCUCCUGACCAACCUCCAGUGGCUGGACGGGCCUGGCAGCCAUACCUUGGGUUCUCCCUACAGCCCGUCAGCCUCAGCCUGGAGCAGCAGCCCUCUCACCAAGACCCCUGUCCACUCACACACUCCAACAUCCCUGUACCUUCCCAGCACCACGUCGUCCUUCACAACCUCCAGGGAUGGGUACUCAUCCCCCAACAGGGAGGGCAAGGAAAGUCCCCGGCUCCAGGAGGUCCUGAAACCUGAACGCUUUAGUCCGCCGGGGGGGUCUGGGGGAGGAAGCAAUUUUCUAAACUUGACCUCUGCAACGGCGGGCACGUACACGCCGUCUCCCCACUCUCACUCACACAUGCUGGGCCCCUAUGGCUCGUACAUGUCCUCCCCGCAGGAGUACGGUGCAGCCACCCUCUACUCAACCCCAGGAGCAUGGAUAAGUCCUUCCUCCUACUCCCCCAAACUUCGCAACAAGAUGAGGCUAUCCCCUCCAGAGGCCAGAGAGUGUGUUAACUGUGGCGCAACAGCUACUCCCCUAUGGCGUCGGGAUGGUACAGGACACUACUUGUGUAAUGCCUGUGGGCUGUACCACAAGAUGAAUGGCCAAAAUAGACCCCUAAUCCGACCCAAGAAAAGACUGAUUGUCAGCAAGCGGGCUGGUACCAUAUGUGCCAACUGCCAUACAAGCACAACAACGCUGUGGAGACGUAAUUCCAGUGGGGAGCCCGUCUGCAACGCCUGUGGACUCUAUUUCAAGCUGCACAAUGUCAACCGGCCCCUCACAAUGAAGAAGGAUGGCAUCCAAACUCGAAACCGAAAAGUGUCCAACAAGAACAAGAAGAGCAAGAAGAAUGCUAUGAUGGAGCCGUACCCAGAUUUAAGCCAGGCACCCUCCCUGGAUGAGAGCGGUGGUGGGCCCUUCUCCUUUGGCUCGGGCUCACUUCUCUCUUACAGCCAUGCGUCACAUCUAAUCCCCCCACCGUCCCCCCUCCACCAUUCUGCCACAUUGCCCUUCACACACCAUCCAAACACUGGCAUGGUGCCCACGUUGGUGUGAGAUGAUUGGAAAACGGCCCCACUUCAGCCGAGCAUUCACAGCCAUUAAUUUCUUACUAUCAAGGCUAUCGUAUCAAUGAGAAGACAAACACUUUGUAUCAUUAAAAAUCAAUAUUUGCUUGCUUGCCAGUUAUUUGUGCUAUUUUAUUUUUUUUCCAUUUAUCAUGACCCAUAAGGACAAGGUAAACUUUAAGGGCGUUGCUUGUGUUUCCUGUGACUGUAUUUGAGGAGGCCUUCAUUGUUGAUAUUUUCACCAAGUAGUCCACUGAGAUUGCUGCAGAUGUAACACAGUGAGAAAUGAAACGUUUCAGAUGUAUAUUUGUUAAUACAAACAGCGAUAUGUUUUCAAAGCCAGUCAAAAUCUCUUCGGUUUUGCUCUCUUAUGCAAAAUGUGUAAAUGUGUUUUGUAUUUUGAUCCCUAUUUUGUAUUUGCAAAAUUACUAUUUAGUGUAUACGUUGAAAGUCAACCAAAACAUAUAAAAUAAAAAUGAUUUAUG